Papaver somniferum (opium poppy) is the source of this 1419-nucleotide messenger RNA. RefSeq names its product AB hydrolase superfamily protein YfhM-like. NCBI's taxonomy places the organism in Eukaryota, Viridiplantae, Streptophyta, Magnoliopsida, Ranunculales, Papaveraceae. The transcript has 4 exons. The coding region runs from base 224 to 1165 and encodes 313 amino acids. Gene Ontology annotation, molecular function: hydrolase activity. The record is from RefSeq and is a predicted model, not a curated record.
UUCGCUAUUAAAAAAAAUGCAUCGUCAUGGGGAUUAGAAAUUAUUGAUGGGUGCCAUGCCUUUAUCAGCAACAGUUCAUUUAACUUUCUUAUGACAAUGACGAUGGACCUGCUAUAACGUGACUCAUUAAUAACAUACAACAGCACACAACAGUUGAGUCAGUUCAAUAAUUCAUCACCUUUUUUCUCCCAACUCUUCUUCCUUGAGUUUGUGUUGAACAACAAUGGAUAGGAUCCAACACAAGUAUGUUGAUGCAAGAGGUCUUAAGCUUCACAUAGCUGAAAUUGGAACAGGUGAUAAUGUGGUGGUUUUCUUGCAUGGAUUUCCUGAAAUUUGGUAUUCAUGGAGAUACCAAAUGAUUGCAGUAGCAAAUGCAGGAUAUCGAGCAAUCGCACCUGAUGUUAGAGGCUAUGGAUUAUCAGAAAUUCCACAAGAACCUGAAAAAUCUACUUUCCUUGACCUUGUUCAUGAUCUGGCCGCCAUCUUCGAUUCCUUAGCCAUCUCAAAGGCUUUUGUAAUUGGGAAAGAUUUUGUAGCCUUGACAGCUUACCAGUUUGCAAUUCUGCACCCAGAGAGAGUGAAAGGGAUUGUUACAUGUGGGGUUCCUUAUUGUCCGCCUGGUGGUUUUGAACAAUUACUCAGCAUCCUUCCUGAAGGUUUCUACAUUUCUAGGUGGAAGGAACCGGUAGGAAGAGCUGAAGCGGAUUUUGGACGUCUUGAAGUCAAGAAUGUAGUACGGAACAUUUACGUGCUCUUCUCUAAGAGUGAAUUACCUAUAUCAGAGGAAGAUAAGGAGGUCAUGGACAUAGUAGAUGAAUCUCAUCCUCUCCCAUCCUGGUUCACUGAAGAAGAUCUCUCAGCUUAUGCUGCUCUAUAUGAGAAAUCCGGUUUUCGUACUGCACUGCAAGUUCCAUACAGGUCAAUCUCAGAAGGGUUCCCAAUAACGGAUCCAAUCAUAAACACUCCAGCACUAUUGAUCAUGGGUGGGAAAGACUACUUUCUGCAACUUCCAGGGAUGGAAGGGUAUAUAACAAGUGGAGCAGUGAAAGAACAUGUACCCAAUUUAGAGGUCAAAUUUUUACCUGAAGGAAGUCAUUUCGUUCAGGAGCAAAAUCCAGACGAGGUGAACGAGCUCGUCACUGCCUUCCUUGCUAAACACAUGUGAGCUGAGUCCCUUAUAGAGGAGAACUCUCAACAUUCAAGAGCCUAUGUACUUUAGUUUCCUAAUGAGACUCUCUUGAUGUAACUACUUUCAUGUGAGUUGUUUCUUGUUUGUCAGUGGAGUCGUUGUGUUAGUUUGGAAUGGUCGAAUGCAUGGUCACUCUUGUAACAAGGUUCCUGGGUAGUGAAAUUCAACUAUAUGAUAUAAGUAGUUGAUGUUCUUGAAUAAAAUAAUCCAAUCGAAAUUAAGAAAUUUUA